Molecule: messenger RNA, 2334 nt
Organism: Fonsecaea erecta
Lineage: Eukaryota; Fungi; Ascomycota; Eurotiomycetes; Chaetothyriales; Herpotrichiellaceae
Exons: 1
Coding region: 1-2334 (777 amino acids)
Biological process (GO): cellular response to oxidative stress
Cellular component (GO): cytoplasm
Source: RefSeq, a predicted model, not a curated record
AUGGCGGCUCAAGCUGGCGCAGAAGAUCCUCUUGUCUCGGCUUUACCUCCGGCUACUGAUUACAUGACUUACCUGACGUUGUUGGAGUACCAAUUGACCCCGCAGAACCUGCCCACACUGAGCAGACUCCUUGGCGACGACGACGGUAAACUUGCUGAAGAGAUCGGAUGGGAUCUCUUGAAGCUCAUUCUGCCCAUGCUGAAGGAGACGCCCGAAGAGGCUAAUCGAUGCUUGGAGAUUGUCGCUCGACGGGGCAAUCCCAGGGAAGUCGUUGUCCGUGUUGCCGAAGAGCUGGAGAAGUUGAGUGAUGAAGCCCAGGGCUCAGAUAACGAAGAUGACUUUGAUGAGAGACAUGACGAAGACGAGUUGCCCACCUUCCCGGGUGAAGCACCUCGAGUCCAUCUUGGGCAAAUGACCCUGCAAGGCAUGUCCGCCGAUAGCCCUUCCAAUAAAGGCGCCGGCGAAUCGAGCAUUGCGCAGGAAACAGUAUCAGACAAGGCACUCAAGCUGCAAGCGCUCUUCAAUAUGCUGAGCAUCCUUCACUCUAGGAUCAAAACACAGUUCCCCAGUCGCUUCCUUGCAACUUCCCUUCCGGCGGCGCUCGGCGCUUAUCGACAGGUACCCAUUUCAGCCGUGACUACUUCCUCAUUCUUGACCAUGCUGGAAAAGAUAGCUGGCAAGAAACGGCCUCCCCUGCCUCCUCGUAGCAGCACCCAAGGUGAGCGACCGUCUUCAAGCAAACCAGCACAGGAUGUGCCUACUUCGGCCGCACCCUUACCGGAUCCGGAGGCUAAGGCUGAAGUGGAAGAUACUGGAGUCAAUGAGCCUUCGCAAGAUGAAAAGGCCAUCAUUUUCCGACUUCUUGACGCCGUGCUGCUCGAAGUGUUGGACGAAUACAUGUCCUCACUAGCAACUCACGAUCAUCCCUCCAUGUCCUGGACUGCUCGACUACGGGAGCAUUGUGAGCCAAGAAGAGUUGUAUCUGGUAGACCGACAGAAACCGAUGUCUGGGACAAAACACCAGAAUUGCAAGAACGCGACGCUCUCCUCGCCCGAUUCUUCUCGAUCAGUAAGCAGAUGCAACUCGACUCUAACCAAGAGAUUACAAAACUCGUCCACGAAGAUGAGGACGAAGAUGUCGGGAAUCCGUACCAUGACCCCAAUGCAGCGUCCGAAUACCCAACUACGCCAUCUCAAAUCCCGUUUCCCAGAGCUGGAGUGAUCUUCCUACACGCUUACCAAUCUUAUAUGAAUCCGUCCGACACAGAACCGCUGCUUACCACCUCCGAACUCACAAAACUCAUCGCUCAUUCAUUUCCUCUCAGCGCAACCCCCUCCAUACCUCUGCCACCACUCCAAGACUCGCUCCUCUCUCUUUUGUACAAACGGACUCUGGCAGUCACUGCUGCCCCAACCACACCGCAACCCUCGCCCGCCAAAUUUCUCCUUUUGAUUAGCACAUUGACCCAACUCUUUACCAUCACGCCUUACCCAACUCUCCGUGAUUCGGCACAUUAUAUCGCGACAAAACUGCUCCACGCGUAUCCCGAUCCACCCGUGCGCUUACAAGUCAUCGCGCAAACACUUCGAGGAGACACGCUGAGCACCAAUUGGGCGGAAAUUGAAGAUGAGCUGGGGGGGACGGAGCCGCCAGCGCCGGGGAUCGAUGAAGAGACGGGCCUCACAAGGAGCACUUCGGCGUUGCAGCCGCACCCAAUUCCGCUCGCACCGCCGCAGCAACUCGGCUCGUUGAAGGCUGUAGGGGUGGACUGGUUGAAGGAUGAAUUUUUGGAGUGGAUUAGUACAAAACCGCGAGUUCAGGCUGAGGAGGGUACCGCAGUGGUUGGUGCUCUGGAUCCGUCGGUGAUCCUCCUAACACCAGAAGAUACGAGCGCAAAGGAAGUGGCGAGUGAGGACAAGGACACGGCAACACUCUCCCUUCUCGAUCUACUCUUUCCGCCUGAUCUGCCCUCAGUCGCUCUCCUCUCAACCUCUCCAGAAGAGUCAUCCUCGGACAACCUGGCAGAAUUUCUGCUUUCCAUCCCUUUCUACAUCUCAACCCUGAAUCUCAUUUGCAUUGUGCUUCCCCAUCUACCGUUGUCUCUGCAUCCAACCUCAUCUCUUAAAGCUCGGAUCUCGACUCAUCUGUCGUACCUGACUAAUGCAUUGAAUUUGCUACUUGAACUACUGCGGCAUGCACAGGCGUCAACUUCAACCACUGCGACCGGAAGUGGGCAUGAUGGAUUCCUGGAAGAAUCACGUGCAGAUAUCUACGCGUUUCAGGAUGCCUGUAUCAGGGCCACCGGGGUGUGGGAGAAGGUGCAUGAUGGAUGA